Zophobas morio is the source of this 1047-nucleotide messenger RNA. Its product is annotated as putative nuclease HARBI1. The transcript is spliced from 6 exons. Lineage: Eukaryota; Metazoa; Arthropoda; Insecta; Coleoptera; Tenebrionidae. The coding region runs from base 46 to 1047 and encodes 333 amino acids. The record is from RefSeq and is a predicted model, not a curated record.
ACAAUUGUCAUUUUGCGAACUUUUGUGCAGUAUAAAGUACAGAAAAUGAUGAAUUUCGUAAAUUUGCCGGAUAUUCUAGAAGAAGAUGACGAUCUAGAUGUACUAGAAUUUGUAGUGCAUGGGAUUCCUCGUCAAAUUUAUGAGAGGAAAAACUAUUUUGAUGCGUUUGACGAAGUAGCAUUUCGCCGGAGAUUCAGGCUUUCUAGAGCUAGUGUUUUGUGUUUGUUAGAAGAGAUAGAACGUGAAUUGGAAUAUCCACACGAUAUGAAUAAUUCUGUAGCGCCAAUGAACCAGUUACUAGCCUGCUUGCGACUGUAUUCUACGGGAGGGCAUCUUCAGCAAGUUGCUGAUUUCAUGGGAAUGCACGUUUCAACUGUAUGCAGGAUAGUGAAACGUGUUUCAGAAGCUAUUGCAAGGUUGUACGGACAAUAUAUACGAUUUCCGCAUGGAAUUGGAGAAAUUCGAGCAACCCAACAAGGCUUUUUUAGUAUAGCUGCGUUUCCUAGAGUUAUAGGUGCAAUUGAUGGCACUCAUAUAAAAAUACAGUCACCAGGAGGGAAUGAUGCUGAGAUAUAUCGCAAUCGCAAGCAAUUUUUUUCCAUCAAUACCCAAGUAAUUUGUGACAGCAAAUUGAAAAUUACUAACGUUGUUGCGAGAUGGGCUGGAUCAGCGCACGAUUCAACAAUAUUUAACCAUAGCAGUAUCAACCGUGAUUUUUUAAACAAUUUGUAUCCCAAUUGUAUACUAUUAGGUGAUAGUGGAUAUGCUAAUGGGAACUUUUUACUGACGCAGUUGUUGCAUCCAAGAACUCCCGUGCAACAACUUUACAACGAAAGUCACAUUCGUACUCGAAAUGUUGUAGAAAGAUGCUUCGGGGUGUUGAAACGCAGAUUCCCAAUCUUAGCUUAUGAGGCACCCCCUGCUCCUGAAGAGAUAAAUGAGCAGGAUUUGGAAGUGCAAAUAAAUGACGGACAAAUGCCCAACAUUGAAGAAGGGCCAGACCCAGUUCGCUAUGAAUUACCAAUGCAGAACGAUUAUUAUAAUUAA